Messenger RNA from Erythranthe guttata (spotted monkey flower), 834 nucleotides. RefSeq names its product protein EARLY RESPONSIVE TO DEHYDRATION 15. The record is from RefSeq and is a predicted model, not a curated record. NCBI's taxonomy places the organism in Eukaryota, Viridiplantae, Streptophyta, Magnoliopsida, Lamiales, Phrymaceae.
AAAUAACUCCAUUUCGACGCACAACGAAUCAUCGUUCGUUACGUGUAAACUCGAAAUUGGGCUAGAAGAAAAAAAGUUGAAGUUUUUUUUACCAGCAAGUUGAUUUUGAUCCGAACAGCAAUCCGAUCAUGGCACUAGUAUCUGGUGUGAGGUCAUCGUCGCUCAAUCCAAACGCGCCGCUGUUCAUUCCGGCCGCCGUCAGACAAGUGGAGGAUUUCUCGCCGGAGUGGUGGGACCUAGUGACUACCUCCACCUGGUUCCGAGACUACUGGCUGAGCCACAACCAGGGAGAAGAUAUUUUCGGCGAAGAGGACGACAGCGUCGUCGGGUUGUUGCCCGAUAACAUCGAUCUCGAUGUUGAUGAGGAUAUCUUGAACAUGGAGGCGCAAUUCGAGGAGUUUCUUCAGUCGGCUGAGUACGAUUACGGGCGUAAGGCGGUCGGUGGAGUGAUGGAAAAUGGUUUCGGUAAGAAUGGAGAUGCGCUAGUGAAGACUCUGAGCAUGCCGAAGCAGAGAGGGGUCAAUUCUCCGAUGAAGUAUUGGGAGAAGCCGGCGAAGCACGUUAGCCCAAAGUACAGCCCCCGUUCGAUUCAGCAACCCCGUUGAAAGGGUUUAGUGGUUAGGGUUCUUGAUUAGUAAGUUGUGUUUGUUGUGUAAUUUUCUGUAUAGGGCAAGGUUUGUAAUGUAAUGUAAACUGUUUGUAAUUUAAGCCUUGUUCAUAAUAGUCUGACGUCCCUUUUGUUUAGUUUUUUAACAUGAAAAAAAGAAAAUGUAAAAGAGAUAUUUGUAGAAGUUGUUAUUGGAAAAUGAAAAAAAUAGUUCAUUUUUAGUUGAA